Messenger RNA from Rhinichthys klamathensis goyatoka, 2885 nucleotides. RefSeq names its product potassium voltage-gated channel, Shaw-related subfamily, member 4 (gene kcnc4). The coding region runs from base 390 to 2204 and encodes 604 amino acids. Gene Ontology annotation, molecular function: delayed rectifier potassium channel activity; protein binding. Gene Ontology annotation, cellular component: voltage-gated potassium channel complex; dendrite membrane; neuronal cell body membrane. The transcript has 4 exons. NCBI's taxonomy places the organism in Eukaryota, Metazoa, Chordata, Actinopteri, Cypriniformes, Leuciscidae. Gene Ontology annotation, biological process: protein homooligomerization; potassium ion transmembrane transport. The record is from RefSeq and is a predicted model, not a curated record.
UUCAACGACGAGGUGACGAGAGUUUUGAAAGAGAUGAAAUUGGAGGGAAUUUUUAGAGUUGUCUGACUUUUAUUUUAACUACUCUGUUUUUCUUUGCAAAUAUGAUAAGAAAUGCCUGAGCACGCGCGCUUAAUUCGGUCGUGAUACGCGGACGGUUUGCUCAUGUUUUGGUGUUUACUAUAGUGUCAAAGUGCCCAUGAAUGAGGAUCCACGCAAGCAUCCUCCCAUAGACUGAGAGUUUCUCCGUUAACAGGUGGUUGUUCGCGUCUCUGAUGGUCAUGGUGACGGCGGAAACUCUCUACAGUUGUUCGACUUUUAGAACUGAUGACAGCUGCGCAGGUUUAGAAAGCCAAGAGAGUUACUAGGUAAAAGCCUCUCCAUCAAAAUCUAUGAUCAGCUCGGUGUGUGUUUCGUCGUACCGCGGGCGCAAGUCAGGCAAUAAACCUCCUUCCAAAUCAUGUCUGAAGGAAGAGAUGGCCAGAGGCGAAGACUCGGACAAAAUCAUAAUCAACGUCGGUGGCACGCGCCACGAAACCUACAGGAGCACCCUUAGGACCAUACCGGGCACGAGACUCGCCUGGCUCGCAGACACGGACAACCAGGUGAACCCGGACGCAGACAUGGUGCAGACGCCCACCACUAGCGAAUUAUUUUUUGAUCGACACCCGGGCAUAUUCGCCUAUGUGCUGAACUACUACAGGACUGGCAAGCUUCACUGCCCAGCGGAUGUGUGCGGCCCUCUGUUCGAGGAGGAGUUGGCAUUUUGGGGCAUCGAUGAGACGGACGUGGAGCCCUGUUGCUGGAUGACCUACCGCCAGCACAGGGACGCAGAAGAGGCGCUUGAUAUAUUCGAGCCGCCAGACCCGGAGGAUGCGGAGGACGACCAGGACUUGCCCAGACGCUUCGGCAUUGAGGACAGCCCUGACCGCUCCAGGGGAUGCUGUGAAGUUUGGCAACCAAAAAUAUGGGCGCUCUUUGAAGAUCCAUAUUCUUCGCGUGCAGCUCGGAUAAUUGCCUUUGUCUCCCUCUUUUUCAUCCUGGUGUCCAUCACUAACUUCUGCCUGGAGACCCAUGAGGCCUUUAAUGAGCUUGUUAAUCACACUGAUUUAGCUUCAGUCGGAAACACCACUGCGACCUUCAAGCUGGAGAUGGAGACCAAACCAGUGCUCAUGCUGGUGGAGGGAAUCUGUGUGGUUUGGUUUACCUUUGAGUUCCUGGUCCGCAUUAUAUGUUGCCCGAACAAGCUUCUCUUCAUCAAGAACACGCUAAAUAUCAUUGACUUUGUAGCCAUCCUGCCCUUCUAUCUGGAGAUGAGUUUGAGUUGGCUCACAUCUAAAGCUGCCAAGGAUGUCCUGGGAUUUCUGCGCGUGGUCCGUUUUGUGCGCAUCCUACGGAUCUUUAAGCUCACGCGACAUUUUGUGGGUCUCAGGGUUCUUGGCCACACCUUGCGGGCGAGUGUCAAUGAGUUUUGCCUUCUCAUCAUCUUUCUUGCUCUCGGGGUGCUCAUCUUCGCCACCAUGAUCUACUACGCCGAACGUAUCGGUGCAGAUCCCCAAGACCCUAGUGGCAGCAGACACACUCAUUUCAAGAACAUUCCCAUUAGCUUCUGGUGGGCGGUGGUCACCAUGACGACACUAGGUUAUGGGGACAUGUACCCUAAGACAUGGCUGGGCAUGAUGGUCGGUGCGUUAUGCGCAUUAGCGGGCGUGCUUACCAUCGCCAUGCCUGUGCCCGUUAUCGUUAACAAUUUUGGGAUGUACUACUCGCUGGCUAUGGCCAAGCAGAAGCUGCCCAAGAAGAAGAAGAAGCACAACCCAAACCCAGAUAUGGUAAUGGACUCUGCCUCAUUUGGGAAGUCUGAAAGCAACUCGCCAAGGAAUAGCACACAGAGUGACACGUGCCCCCUCGCCGCUGAGGAGAACAUCGGAAGAAACCGCUCAGAUUCGAAGCAGAAUGGCGAUGCCAACGUUACUCUUUCAGAAGAGGAGGGCUGCAGUCUGACCCAACCGCUCUCUCCCAGCGAGAGGUGGACCCUCCGAUGUUCACGCAACAGAGACAAGACCAUGAAAGAGGCAACUUGCUUCCUGCUGAAUUCUGGAGACUUUUCUUGCGGAGCUGAACCCACAAUCCACACAGAGAGCUGUAAAGACACUCUCACAUCCCCAGCAAACUACACUCAAGCAGAAGUCUCCUUCCUGACCUGAGGGGCUUUGUCCUGAUAGGACUCUUCUGAGAUGCUCACCAAUCAUUCAUCUUCUCAUUAGUCAUGCAUCAUCUAUCUCAGUCAAGGGUGCGGUACCCCUGUAGACUGGUAAAAUGUGGAUCAUCAUCAUCUGUCCGUUUUCAAGCUGCCAGGCAUGUAUUAGCAUGAUAGAGUACUUUUGGUCAAAAUCUAUCUUUAAUGUACUUUUAUAUUUAGGGCACAUAAAAAUCUUACCCGAAGUAACUCUUUAAAAUAUUAAUGAUGAUCAAUGUUGCUUGAGACCCCAUUAAAAUUGGAUAAUUGUAAGUGCUAGUUUAAUGCUGAAAGUUUACAAAAUAACUUUAUUAGUAUAUUUAGAGACUAACAUUUAAGAGACUUUUAGAGGACAAACCUUUCAAUAUGUCUUUCCUGUCAAGAUUAUCUAUCUAAAAGUGCAAAUUCAGACUGAAACUUAUGAGACCAUUAGAAAUGUGUACUGUUCCUGUUCUAGAUACACUACUGUUCAAAAGUUUGGGUCUGUAAAAUGUAUGUUUUUGAAAGAAGACUCUUAUGCUCACCAAGGCAGCAUUUAUUUGAUAAAAAAUACAGUAAAAACAGAAAUAUUGUGAUAUAUUAUUACAAUUUAACGUAACAGUUUUAUAUUUUAAUGUAUUUUAAAAUUAAAUUGUAUUCCUGUAAUGGC